Molecule: messenger RNA, 713 nt
Organism: Colius striatus (speckled mousebird)
Lineage: Eukaryota; Metazoa; Chordata; Aves; Coliiformes; Coliidae
Gene: GNG2
Product: G protein subunit gamma 2
Exons: 4
Coding region: 291-506 (71 amino acids)
Biological process (GO): G protein-coupled receptor signaling pathway
Cellular component (GO): heterotrimeric G-protein complex
Molecular function (GO): G-protein beta-subunit binding
Source: RefSeq, a predicted model, not a curated record
GAGCGCAGACAAAGCUGGGUGGGGACUCGGCGCUCGGGGCUGCUGCUGACCACCCUCCUCCUGCCUCCGGCCCCAUCCCUCCCUCCGCCUCUCCAUCCAUCCAUCCAUCCAUCCGUCCGUCCGUCCGUCCGCCCGCCGGUCCGUCCGUCCCGCCGCCUGCCCCGCGGGGGUCUCGGGGCAGCACCGCCCGCCUGCAGGUCGCCCACGGCCAAGAGGAGCAGAUCUUCCCCUAGAGACACAGCUCUCCAGAGUGACCUGCUUCUGCCCCCUGGAGCGUGCCUGGCCCACCCAUGGCUAGCAACAACACUGCUAGCAUCGCACAAGCACGCAAGCUGGUGGAGCAGCUGAAGAUGGAGGCCAACAUCGACAGGAUAAAGGUAUCAAAAGCAGCAGCAGACCUGAUGGCAUACUGUGAAGCCCACGCCAAGGAGGACCCCCUAUUGACCCCCGUCCCAGCCUCAGAAAACCCUUUUAGAGAGAAGAAGUUCUUCUGUGUGAUCCUGUAAACCCUCGAGGAGCCUGACCAGCCCUCAGGCCACCCUGAACACUGGUGUAGAGUUUUUAGGAACGGGGACGACCUGCUAGUCCACAGAAUUUAAUCAAAAAUCAGUAAAAUAUACGGCCUGGAAGCUACAGAGAUGUGCAUGUUUAAAGAACCUGGCCACUUUUGGGGGGAUAAGAUGAUCUGCAUUGCAAGGCAAAAGAUCUGAAGU